GGUCCUUCAUUCUUGCCCUCUGAAGCCAGAUCGAUCUUAUCAUCCCUAUUGUGUUUCUGUGCCUGCCCAAUAUUUUAUCAUCCGUCCUGGCAUAUGCCACUCACUGUCUUGCUCUUUGCUUCUCUCGAAUUCAACAACAAUACUCAACUUAAAAAUGACGACUUCCGGUCCACUGACGGAGUUCCCGGCCCCGGGCCUUCGAACUCCAUUUCGUUACAUCACUGGCCAUAACGAAAAAGGCGAUGUGGACUUCUUGCAGACGGACCACGGCGACCACCUGGCUGUUAUGCUGGGCGGUGCUGCGGCCCAGAGCAUCAUGUAUAGCGCUCCGAGCAACCCGAUCCAACUGACCGACAACGCGGAUCUUAAAUUUGCAGCCAAAAAUAGGCCGGCCGUCCACGUCCCCAAGGGAGUCUGCGUGCGGAUGAUUGACUUCGCGCCGGGCACCGAGUCGAACCUGCACCGCGCGCUGACUCUGGGUGUCGGGACGGUGUGCGAGGGCGAGAUCGAGCUGACGCUGAGCGAUGACCGGAGCCACAACCGGAUCCUGCGCCCGGGAGACGUAUGCAUCAACCGGUGCGCGAUGCACCGCUGGCGCAACACGUCUCCCGACAAGCCGGCGCGCAUGCUCUUCGUCAUGCUGGACGUGGAGCCCGUCAUCGUCAACGACAAGGUCCUCGACUUCGACAUGGGGUACCUGAUGAAGGAGUAUGCCAAGUAUGACGAGGGCCCGGGCAAGGAGGCUUAG
Molecule: messenger RNA, 748 nt
Organism: Truncatella angustata
Lineage: Eukaryota; Fungi; Ascomycota; Sordariomycetes; Amphisphaeriales; Sporocadaceae
Product: cupin domain-containing protein
Exons: 3
Coding region: 155-748 (197 amino acids)
Source: RefSeq, a predicted model, not a curated record